UUGUACUCGAUUUAUUUCCGGUCAGCGGUAUGUACAGUUAGAAAAACCCGCCAAAUUUCAACUACCUUCCAUUUUGGAUAACGAAGGAAGGCAAAAGCGAUGGAUAAUUACUGUAUCAUUAUAAUUGACGAAGAAUCUUUUAAUGGAGAAUUUGCACGCAUAAACGAUCUGGAGGAAACUGUUGAGCGAUUGUUUGAACGGCUUCUACAGCACGAUGAAGUUUUCAAGCAAUCGUAUUGCCCAAAGUUAAGGGAUUCAGACCCUGUUGCCUCCCUUCUUUGCCGAUCAACACAGACAUACCUUUCAAUUAUUGUUGCUAAGAAACUACAAAAUUUUCAGGAAUCAUCUUCAGAUUGUUUAUGGAAUCCAUUGUCUGCUCCAUCAUUGUUUCACAAAAUCAAAGAAAGUCUCAAACCUUGUACCAAUACACACAGCUCUGGCGAUGGUGAUGCUGAUGAUAAUGAUAAUGUCGAGGAUAACAAGAUAGCAACACGUCUCCAUCAGCUUGCGGAUAGCCUUAUAGGAAAAGAUGUAUCCCAGUUAAAUGUUUAUUGGAUUUGUGCUGAACCGGAUACAGAUCUUUCCAGGGAUAAUCUAUUGCUGUUUGGAGCUUUGAAAAGAUUGCAAAUUUGGAAUGGAGCACACCUGACCCUGAUCACAUCACAUCAAGACGAUUCUGGUUAUGGGGAGUUGAUAACUGACUCCUGGCUUCAGCCAUUAUCUCCAACUGUCAUUACUACAAGCCACAUCUCAGUUUAUGUCCAGCGUCCAUCCGAUGUCAUUUGGCAAGGUGCAAUCAAAUAUAAUAGCCAGAAGUUGAAGAGCCUUGUUUCUUUGCCUGACUUUGUUUUGAUACAACAAUACAAAGAGAAAGAGGGUUUGUCCAAGAUUAUUGAAGACUUUUCCAAGAAAUUUGAAGACGAAAUUGGUGGGGAACCUUGGUACAAGAUUUCUGGGAUCCAGCUCCUUCACCACAUCCACAGGGAUACCAUCCCUCUUUUCAUGUUCCUGCCUGUGAAGCUUAAACUUUGUGCAAGUAGUCAUCGAAGUGGCUGCCAACAUUUUAUGGAAAUGCUAAAAGAAAUUACAAACGAGGGCAUAGGCUUGGCCGCGUGCCUUAGCCUGGUUCCAUCAGCAAGCCCAAAGACUGGAAGGUCAACCGAUGAUUGGAUGAGACUUGUCAAGACUGAUUCCUACUUUACAUGUGCACGUGAUUUGUUGCCAACCAAUAGGAGGCUGUGUUUCAUCACCAGCAAUAGCGAGGGAUCUGCUGACGUGUUUAUCUUCCGAAAACCUGAAUCAUUCAAUGGUGCCUUGCCUGAGAUGCUUACACAGAUCGCUACCCACUCGAACGUUGUUCUGGACUUUGCCUCAGAUGAAACCAUGACCAUCCCGGAUUUAGCAGACGUAUCAGUUGAUGCAGAUGAGAUAUACGGCCAUCAAGCAGUCUGUGACCUUUUCAAGGACAUAGAAGAUUCAAUACCGAGUGAAAAUAAAAAGCUACUUGUUUUAGGUUAUGCCGAAUUGUACAGGAAGCUCAAUUUAGGCUGGGCUUCGGAAAGGCUUUCAUCGGGCCAGUGGGUCACCCUGAAUUUGAGCAACGUCAAUGUGCAGGAACCUAUCACUGAUUCAACUGGAUUGCUGGAGUCACCAGAAGACUGGCCUGAGAGAAUGUGGCUGAGAAGAAACGACCCUGCAGAAAUUGCUGCGAGAGAAGCAAAAAAGAAGGCACCAAUUUCAAUAGAACAAAUGCUUUCCCUGGAUAUGAAGGAGACGUUGAAGAUGUUCCGUCCUGACGGAAGACCUGUGCGAGAUGACCUGUCACCCCUUAAACCGACCACUACAAGAGGCCUGGUUCAGCACGUGUCCAUCAACACAACCCAAGAUGAGAUUAAGAGAACCCCCUAUCCAGAGGCAUUGAGCAUGAAAUACCACGGAGUCGAAUACUGUCUCGACGCACACGAUUCUCUCACCCGGGAUACAGAGAUUGCCCUUACCCACACCUCUGUCGUGAAGCAAGAGACCCUGUCCUCAGGGGCCGUGCCGGGCAUCAAGAAACUGGAGACGAGUACGCGAAACACCCGAUCAUCUGCUUCGGGUGCGAAAAGUCGAGUUGGUGUUGGAAUGGGCCGGACAAGGGGUAGCGUGGCCGAAAAAAAAGCGACAACGAGCUCAUCCAAAAGACCAUCGCCAUCCGCUCCAGAAACAAAUAAAACAGCAAAGCGCACGCGCAACGAACCUUCUGAGAGGGAAGGUGCUGACUCGGAGAGGAAAGAAAAAUCAACCAAAGAGACGCGAUCGCAGCGACAUAAAAGGAGACUCCGUCAGGUAGUAGAAGCGACCUUGGAGAGUCAUGGGUUAAAUCGGCAGGAUCCCUUAUUUGCAUCAUGCACGGAAAGGCUUUAUGGUCUGACCAAGAGCUUUCUCAAGGAUCUGAAGUCCUCGCAUGGCUUAAAUGACGAGAUGAAGCGACUGGCUCGUAGUAACGUCAAUCAGGUUAUUGAAUUCGAGAAGACGCAAUCUCGUUUGGAGUCCAUGAAAUGACAAUAAAAUAUUCUUAGAAAUAUUAGAAGUGGCUAACCGGUAGGCUAGGUUACCACGUCUUGUCUUUGCGGGCUAUCCCGCGGGAUCCGGAAGCAUCCCAAAUCUAUCCUACAUUAUCCGGAUCCAGAGGUCGUUGCAGGCUAUCAUGCAUCAUCCCGGAUGAGGGUAGAUAUAAUUUCAAUGAUUCGACCCCCCUCCCAGAACAAGAAAUUUGUAAAUUGAAAAAUGACAUCCUUCUAGUAUUGGCCUCCAUUCACCCCCAAUUUUUUUCCUUAAUAAGGAGGUGAUAUAUUAUUCUGUAGAUAUGUUUGAUACGUAAACCUGUAAAUAGCGUGAUAAAUCAAUUUAAGGACUUUGCAAUAAGGAAAUUAAUUUACAAAAGAAAAACGAGUUAAAUAGAUAGGGUAUGCUAGGACGAUAUGUUAGGGAACUGGAUAUUAUUAAAUGGUUGGCUUUUGGUUA
Nematostella vectensis (starlet sea anemone) is the source of this 3006-nucleotide messenger RNA. Its product is annotated as mdm2-binding protein. The record is from RefSeq and is a predicted model, not a curated record. The coding region runs from base 100 to 2544 and encodes 814 amino acids. Gene Ontology annotation, biological process: traversing start control point of mitotic cell cycle; protein localization to kinetochore; regulation of protein ubiquitination. Lineage: Eukaryota; Metazoa; Cnidaria; Anthozoa; Actiniaria; Edwardsiidae. Gene Ontology annotation, cellular component: kinetochore. The transcript has 25 exons.